GCCCAGCCUCCCGCGCGCCCCUGUCAGACUGUGGCGGCCGGCAGCGCGGUGCGCUCUCCCUCUGCCUGCAGCCCGACGAGGCAGCUUGCGCACGGCACACCCCCGACAUCCUUGCCGGUGCUGCCGCCCGAGCUCCGCUCUGCUCCGUCCUGCCCAGCCCUGGGCCGCACGCCCGCCUGUCUGCGGCGACAUGGCACACGCGCCGGCACGAUGUCCUAGCCCCCGGGGUUCCGGGGACGGCGAGAUGGGCAAGUUCAGGAAGGUGGCGCUCAUCACUGGCAUCACCGGCCAGGAUGGUUCAUAUUUGGCUGAGUUCUUGCUGGAGAAAGGCUAUGAGGUCCAUGGAAUUGUACGGCGAUCCAGUUCAUUUAAUACAGGUAGAAUUGAACAUCUAUAUAAGAACCCCCAGGCUCAUAUUGAAGGAAACAUGAAGUUGCACUAUGGAGAUCUUACUGAUAGUACCUGCCUCGUGAAGAUUAUCAAUGAAGUAAAGCCUACAGAGAUUUACAACCUGGGAGCCCAGAGCCAUGUCAAAAUUUCUUUUGACUUAGCUGAGUAUACUGCAGAUGUUGAUGGGAUUGGCACUUUGCGGCUUUUGGAUGCAAUUAAGACCUGUGGCCUUAUCAACUCUGUGAAGUUCUAUCAGGCCUCAACAAGUGAGCUUUAUGGGAAAGUGCAAGAAAUACCCCAGAAGGAAACUACCCCAUUCUAUCCUCGGUCGCCCUAUGGGGCAGCAAAAUUGUAUGCUUAUUGGAUUGUGGUGAACUUCCGGGAGGCAUAUAAUCUCUUUGCAGUGAAUGGCAUUCUCUUCAAUCAUGAGAGUCCCAGAAGAGGAGCUAAUUUUGUUACUCGAAAAAUUAGCCGGUCAGUAGCUAAGAUUUACCUUGGACAACUGGAAUGUUUCAGUUUGGGAAAUCUGGAUGCCAAACGAGAUUGGGGCCACGCCAAGGACUAUGUAGAGGCUAUGUGGCUGAUGUUGCAGAACGAUGAGCCAGAAGACUUUGUCAUAGCGACUGGAGAGGUCCAUAGUGUCCGUGAAUUUGUCGAGAAAUCAUUUUUGCACAUUGGAAAAACCAUUGUGUGGGAAGGAAAGAAUGAAAACGAAGUGGGCAGAUGUAAAGAGACCGGCAAAGUUCACGUGACUGUGGAUCUCAAAUACUACAGACCAACUGAAGUGGACUUUCUGCAAGGAGACUGCACCAAAGCGAAACAGAAGCUGAACUGGAAGCCUCGGGUCGCUUUUGAUGAGCUGGUGAGGGAGAUGGUGCACGCCGACGUGGAGCUCAUGAGGACCAACCCCAACGCCUGAGCGCGGCCUCAGAGCCCCGGCGCCCUCCGACCUGUCGUCCCGCUUGGCGCCGGCUGGUGCGGGGUUACAGGCGGAGACACGCGCUGGGAUGUACCCGGGAGGGGCAGGCAAAUCCAGUCGGUACCCUGUGACCCUCGCCGCCACUGCCUUGUCCCCGCUGGCGGGAGCGAGGGCCGCCAGGUUUGUAGCAACCGGGACGUGACACUCCGGGAUUUGGCCGCUUUGCUUUUGUCGAAGCCUCCUCUGAAUGGUUUUGUGAAAUCAAGAUGUUUUAAUCACAUAUUCACAUAUUUACUUGAAAUUAUGUCACUUAGACAACUUAAAUUCUGGGGCCUUUAAAUUGUUUUUUCUUAUUAAAUAUGAUCUUUUUAUGAACUAGCAUUAACAGAGUCACUAUGUUUUUCCAAAGUUAUAAAAAACAGUUAUAAGGGCCCCAAACAAAAAUGCCAAAACCCAUGCCUUGGAAUGAAAUGUUUCCCCCAGGCUGUGCUCCCUUCAAGCCAGGGCUCCGAAGACCCUGUAGGCUUCCAGAGAGUCCUGAGACAUUCCUUUCCCUUCUUGGUAACAAUGUUACUCUGGAAACUGAUUUCCAGUAGAAGUGAGGCAUUCACACCCUCUCUGGUCUGUGCUGACUAUAAUUAGAAACCACUGGGCUUCCACCAUCUCAAAAGAAAGCUUGAGAAAUGGGGUUACAAGAAGAAACUUGAAGGUAAGUAAAUAUUGUUGCAGCAUUCCAUGCCCCUGGGUUACCCAGAGGUCUUCACUCCUUCCUUUCUUUGGGGUCUAGACUCUUUCACACAAUGCUUAUUUACAACCUCUUCUCAUCAGUACUACAUCAUUUUUUUAAACUGAAUUUUGGUUUAUUCAUUCAACCCACUUAUAUUGUGCCUAAUAUGUGUCAGACAUUGUGCUACACACUUGAACUACGUCAGUGUUAAUUAGAAUUUAUAAUAAAGACAUUUAAGGCCCAGCCUCAGAUCACUGGAUCCAGUUUCACUGAGUGCAUCAUUUAGGUGUCCUGGGUGUGACCACAGGCAAAUUCUCCUGAACUGUGUAUGUACAGUGUACAGCUACAAGUAGGUUGACAGAAAUAUGUACAGAAUACCUCCAGGCAGCAAGCAAAGAGUUGUGUACAGGUGUAUACCCCCGCAUGAAAUACAGUAUUUUCCCCUAGAACAAAUUAGGUCAGGACUCUUCCCCCCUACACACUUCUCUUCCAAGCAAAAUAAAAUAAAACUUUACAGCAAA
Molecule: messenger RNA, 2557 nt
Organism: Marmota flaviventris (yellow-bellied marmot)
Lineage: Eukaryota; Metazoa; Chordata; Mammalia; Rodentia; Sciuridae
Gene: Gmds
Product: GDP-mannose 4,6-dehydratase
Biological process (GO): 'de novo' GDP-L-fucose biosynthetic process
Molecular function (GO): GDP-mannose 4,6-dehydratase activity
Source: RefSeq, a predicted model, not a curated record